This is a messenger RNA of Acanthamoeba castellanii str. Neff, 858 nucleotides long. Its product is annotated as MORN repeatcontaining protein. The transcript is spliced from 7 exons. The record is from RefSeq and is a predicted model, not a curated record. The annotation marks the transcript as partial. Lineage: Eukaryota; Discosea; Longamoebia; Acanthamoebidae.
GAUGAUUUCGACGAGGCGGCACCGCCAACUCACCCCCAGGCCGCAACCUACGUAGGGCAACUCAACGAGCACAACAAGUUUCAUGGGACGGGCAGCAUCGCGUGGCCCGAUGGCCGCAAGUACGCUGGCCAGUGGCGCGACAACGUCAUCGAAGGCACCGGCGUCAUGCAAUGGGAGGACGGGUCCCUCUACAAGGGCGACUUCAAGAACGGACUCCGAGAGGGCAAGGGGGUGCACACGUUCGCCGAUGGCGGGGUGUACUCGGGCCUGUUCAAGGAGGGCAAGCGACACGGCUGGGGUCGACGCGUGUACGCCGAUGGCCGCAUCUACGAGGGCGACUACCGCGAGGAGCUGCAGGAAGGCACAGGCACCAUGAAGUGGCCCGACGGAAGCGAGUACAAGGGCGGCUUCAAGCAGGGGAGGAAGCACGGGCACGGUCGCAUGUUCUGGGCUCACAAUGGUGAGACCUACGAGGGGGACUGGUAUCACGACUCCAGGCAUGGUCAGGGUGUGCGCACGUACACGGACGGUCGGUUGUACAGGGGGUCCUACUACAAAAACGCUCAGCACGGUCUGGGCGAGCUAAGGAACUCCAACGGGUCGACAUUCAUGGGGAAGUGGUACCACGGCAAGAAGCAUGGCGAGGGCUUGGCCAUCGACAAGCACGGGACAGCGAGUGUCGAGGUGUGGAACAACGGAGCGUUAGUGCUGGCGCGGGCGCUGGAAGGGAUCAACGUGAGGAGUACGAGGGAGGGCUUGUCGUCGCCUUCUCACUCGCCGACCCAGAACGCUCCUCUCGCCGGCGACACCACCGAGGACGACGACGACGACGACGACGAGGAGGGCGAGGCCAUCUAA